AUGUUGGUUUUAUUAGCAUUUUCAGUUUUGGCUAUGACUGUUUAUGGAAAUGUAAGUUUUGAAAAUCGACAGCGCAAGAUUUGAAAAAUAUUUUUUUAGGAAGACAAAAGAUUUUCAAGAUUCGAUACUGUGGCAGGAAUGGGUCUUGGAAAAAGAUCAGCUGGAUUGCAGGCUUUUGAUUCUCUUGGAGGAAUGGGUUAGUUUUUUGGUCACCUAUGAAUGGGGCAUUUCAAUGCAACCAACAUUUGGGAUCCGUUGAAGAAUUUUAAUUAGAAAUUGCCGAUUUUAGGGUACUGUAGGUUGAAAAUUGACAAUUCAAAAACUUUUCCAUGAUUUUUCGAUUAUCAAAAAAUAAAACGCGGCCGCGUUACUGUAGAUUUUUCAGUUUUCCGGGUUGUACAAUUUUAUUUAAUUUUUAAACCAUUUCUUUCUCUUUUUAAAUUACGCAAGUUAUCUUCUGUAGUUAUUCUACAGUAAACCAAGUAAACCAGAAAAAUCAUUGGAAUACUACAGCCAUAUUUCUUAAUAAAAAGUUUGUCUAUUUUUAGAGUUUAAACGUUUAAAAUUUUGGGAACUGUUAUUUUUAUUAUGAGAAUUUCAAUUUGAUUAUUUGAUUUUCUGAUACAUUUUCGUUCUAAAAAUAAACUACGCUAUCCUCAUAAUUUCGUGGUUUCUCAAAUCUGAAAACAAACAGUACAUCGAUUUUUGAAAUUCUUCCUAACUAUUAGCACAAUUUUUGAAACAGUAGAUUUAACGAAACUCAGUUGAUUAUGUUUUUUUUUCUGAAAAAUUACUAUUGAACAAUAGCGAAGUUUUAUGUUUAAAAUUAUACAUAAAAAUAUUUUGAACCCGUGAAAUUUUUUUAUAGAUUUUUUAAAAUGUGAAUUACAGUGGUAACACAGAUUUCGUUCAAAAUUUAGAUUUCAUGAUUUUUCAGAAAUUCAAUAUUUAUCAAAUAUUUUUAUUUUUUCGAAAUUUUUCACAUUUCAAAUAAAUAUAAAAUUUGAAACAGUGAAAUAUUUGCAGGCCUCGGCAAGCGAUCUUCAUCUUCCGCCAACACAUUUCAAUAUUCUGGCUUCGAUACACUUGGAGGAAUGGGAUUAGGAAAACGGUCAGCAGAAGAGGGUAAGAAGCCAAAUGAUGUUGAAAAUCUCUGACUAAAUUGUAUAUUUUUUUUUCAGAAAAACGUUCCUAUCCACAAUAUUCCGGUUAUGAUUCUUUAGGUGGAAUGGCUUUGGGUAAACGUUCAGCAGGUUCAAAUUCGAUUAAAAAUGAGGAAAAUGUGAAUGUUGGUGAUAAACGUGCCUCUUUUGGUAAUUUUGAUUCAUUGGCUGGAAUGGGACUUGGAAAACGAAAUGGAAACAUGCAAUUGUAUUAUCGUUAUGUUUAG
Caenorhabditis angaria is the source of this 1390-nucleotide messenger RNA. NCBI's taxonomy places the organism in Eukaryota, Metazoa, Nematoda, Chromadorea, Rhabditida, Rhabditidae. The record is from the annotation of a GenBank genome assembly.